Molecule: messenger RNA, 2350 nt
Organism: Ectocarpus siliculosus
Lineage: Eukaryota; Phaeophyceae; Ectocarpales; Ectocarpaceae
Source: the annotation of a GenBank genome assembly
AUGAAGCAUCUCGCGGUACUGGUUCUGCUCCUGCUUCCGCUCGCGAGGCCUCGGCUCCAAAGCACCGUCAACAGAGAAGCAGAGCAAUCUGCCGUGGCGGCACGACGGACAACAGCAGCCCUCAACACGUACAACCCGGAUGAAGAUGAGCUAUUCCAUAUGCGAAAGUUGCCAGAGCUUACUGUAUACGUGAAGGGGCAUCGAGGAGAAGGAAAGACGGUGGGCGGCGAGCCCACCAAUAGAAGCUACUUGAACAACCUAGUGGCGAAUUCAGCAGCGCAAACAGAGGGCCAACUGAGUAAUAUUGCCUUCAUCAAGACACACAAGACUGCUUCAACGACAUUUGCCUUCUUGCUCUACCGGUACGCGCGAAGGCACAACGUGAAGCUGGCCCACUUUGACGACCACAAUUCCGCCAUUCCCUUAAGAGAGGCUGUUCAACAGACGGAAGGCAGACAAGGGAAGGGAAGGUGCGACAUCAUGCACUACCACGUGUCCGCGUUCGGGCAGUUCGAGGGCUCCUGGAGACAAGCCGAGCAGGCGUACCGAAGAAUACUCCGGAAUACCAAGGCGGUGAACUUCGUCACCGUUGUCCGAGAGCCGCGGAGCCACCUCCUGAGCUAUUACUACUACUUCCUCCAGCCACAGACGCAGAAAACCAUCGGGGAGUUCUUGACGCAAGCGAAACACCCCCGGGAUCCCAUCCACAGGCGCCUCUUCAACCCACUCUCGGCGGAAUUUGGGGUGAAGAAGCGACAGGACCUGCGAUAUGUGCUUGAGAAGGCGCUCCCGAACGCGAAGAUGGUUUUGCUGACAGAGGAGUUCGACGAGGGGUUGAUGGUGCUGCGGCGACUUUUGAGGUGGGAGAUGGUGGACAUGACGUACGUGAGUGUCUACAAAACGACGGCUGGGGCGAGACGGUAUGACGGGAAGCCGCUCGUCAACGCACCCCGUUUCGAGGAUCUUCCCGUGCAGGUGCAGCAGAUCAUCGACCAACACACGGAACUUGACCGGGUCCUGUACAAUGCUGCGAAGUUGGAGUAUGAAAAGCGGAGAGACUUGAUACCGCCACCCCUGUUGGAGGAGGACUUAGUGGAGUUCCACGAGCUGCAGCGAACAGUCGGCGCAUACCUGGUGGAUAACCCUACCAGCAAGGCCAACGCGAUGUACAAGACCGCCAAUAUCUACGCACAGGAGGACGCAUCGCCCUUUUACGAGUUUUAACACGCCAACGGCGGUGUGGCAGCCUAGGCUAUUCAAUUGCUGGGGGCAGAACACGCACGUUCGGCCCAACAGCUUUAACUUUGCUGUUUUGUGUGACGUACGAUAAAUAUCGUGUUUGUGUCGCGGGCAAAUGGCGGUGCGAGUUGUGUGUACACGGAUGACGAGCCGAGCCCGGAGUAAGAAUUGUUUUGACUCGUUGGCACUCAAAAGAUUGAGGAGAAGACGAGACAAAGUUGAUCGAAUUUCGAUCAGAGAGUGAGGUCGGUGCCCCCCCACCCGUCACGGCAUUACGUGGCGUGUGUAUUAUGUAGUCCUUGUGAGUCCACAUCGAUCAGUUUGCUGGUGUGCAAAGUGCUGUGUGCCGGUUCGGCUGUAUUUUUCUAUUCUUGCGUGGGUGGAGAGGUGGGGGAACGGAGGGGGUUGCAUCCUUGCUCAUCCGCACUGUGCAGGUGCAAACGCUAUUUAUUUGGUCUUGAGAUAAUGUCAUAUAGGUGCGAUAUUUGGUGGAAAAGUGUACACAGCAGUGGGUGUUGGUGUGCUUCUGCGUAAGAAGUUAAGUGAACAAUGCCAGCCAAACUAGCUGCCGGAUAAGGCAGUUAAAGUAGUUGCAAUCGUAAGGACGGAGCUUUCGUUUUUUGGUGUGGUUGGAUGAGGUGGGUGCGUAUGAGGUGCACAAUCGGACAGACAGACAGACAGUCUGUUGGUGCAUGAGCGGGCUGUCGGCAGCGGAUUUUGUAAAUGUUUACAGGACCUUGACUCCGGUCGCGUAUUUUUUCUUUUUACCGGACGGAAUCCGGAGGGCGAGUCACGUGACAAACCAGGGGAGCACACGAGAGCAUGAGGUUCCUGGCGUCGAAAAAGUGGGACCUCCGCGCGCGGGUGGUUUCAUGUCGUCUGUACGUGCAGGCAGAGAUUCCACACAAACCUGAGUCAGUCUUGCAAUACCGGGCGUGGGUCAUUUUUAGAGGGAUGAUCAUAACGUCGACUCCGCUUCGCUUUGCGGAAACGCACACACUUGGGACAUGGAGCUGUAUUGUUUGAUGUCUCGGGCAGUUGUGUGUAUCCGUACUUUCUGCACAAUUUCAUGCGUCGGGUGCAGGUUAGAUAAAUCAUGAGAGUUCGUCCG